GUCCGGGAUUUGGUAUCCAGCUUCACUUCAGUCCUGAAGGGGAAGAAGAACAAGAGAGAGAGAGAGAGAGAGAGAUAGACUUCUUUUUUCCUUUCUUUCCGCGUGUGGCAUCCGUCCGUUUUAUUAGGGACACACAUUAAUCUAUAAUCAAAUGCACCUCAUAAAAUUUUUAUUGAAAGGCAUAAAAUCAUUGCGGAGAGGUCUUCCACCUGUUUUAAAACAACACAACGGGCAGCUCUCUCUCUCUCGCUCUCUCUCUCUCUGCUUGGCUCUUUUUCAAUCACUCCAUACUGAUCGAUGUCAUUUUCUUUGUCAAAAAAAAAAAAAGAAAGGAAAAGUGAAACCGAUCUUGAAAGACUGGCGGCUCCCCGCAUUGUGGUGCAUUCUCGUUUUAUUUCUUUCUUUUACUGUAACAUUCUCCCGUUUUACGAGGAGUCGUUAUACACUUCCAGGCUUUUCCCUUCCAUCCAUCCAUUCAUUCAUUCAUUCAUAUUUUUUUUUGGCAGUGUUUGUUUUUACAGGCGAGGAUCUCCCCAGCUCUUGCCUUUCUCCCUCCCUCUGCGUGGGGGCGGGGAGCCAGCUCGCCCUGCCAAGCACAGGCGAGCCCGCGUGAACAACUUCUGCGCUGGGGGCCGAUUGCAGAAAAUGAAUGGCAGAACCCACGCCAAGGGGGUGAAGAAAUAGUCCCCCCCCCCCACUUGCUGCCGCCGCGGCUGCUGCUGGGGCCACGCCCGCCCGGAGUCCUGUGCCGGGUGGAAGUAUCCCGGGUUAGAAGAGAAGAAGCGGUGGGUCUUGAUUUGCCCCCCCCCCUCUUUUAAUGGCGCGGGGGGGGGUAGGGGGUGGGCGUCUUCCCUUAUUGUUGAUGAGGAUUUCUUUAAAAAAAAUAAUCGCAGCGCCCUCCCCCUCCCCCCCACCGCACCAUUUAGCGGAUUGAUUUACUCCGAGUAUUGGUAAAUAUGAUCACGUGGGCGGCGGGACCAAUGGCUGCUGCGGGCAGCCCGCAAAAUCCCGGGAUCGUUCGGCGGGCCCGGCGAUCCUCCACGCCGCGCGGAGUCAGGGAUCUCGCCUGCCUGGCCCCCCCAUGCCCUGCCACGCCGGCCGCAGCCUGCCCUCCUCCUCCUCCUCCUCCUCCUCCACCAUGUCUUCCAGCGGCGCCCUCAGCAACUACUACGUGGAUUCCCUGAUAGGCCACGAGAGCGAGGAAGCCUACGGGGGAGGCGGCGGCGGCGGCGGCGGCGGCGGCGGGGGGAGCGGCCGGUUUUUGCAGGGGGGCCACCAUGCGACCCCCCGGCCGGCCUCCGCGGUGGCCGAGGGCUCGGAUUUCGCCUCCUGCAGCUUCGCGCCCAAGUCCGCCGCCGUCUUCUCCGCCUCCUGGUCCGCCGUCCACCCCCAGCCGUCGGCGGCCAUCCCGGGCAUCUACCACCCCUACAUGCCCCAGCCCCACCUGGGGGGCCCCGGCGACGGCGGCGGCGGCGGCGGCAGAUACGUGCGCUCCUGGAUCGAGCCCUUCUCCCCUUUCCCCAGCAGCCCCAGCCACGGCGGGCACCACGGCGGGGCACCCCCGGGGGCCAGCUCCUCGACCGGCGGGCGCCACUACGGGAUCGUCAAGCCGGAGACGGGCGCAGGAAACGCCGCCGUAGCCGCCGCCGCCUCCGCGGCCCCCUUGGCCUCCAACGCCGCCGCCGUCUCCUCCUCUUCCUCCUCUUCCUCUUCUCCUUCCAAAAGGACUGAGGGCGCCCGGGCGAGGGAGCCCCCGGUGGUCGCUACCGGCCCCGGGCCCGAGUACACGUGCAGUCCCUUCCUGGCAGAAACCCGAGAGAAGCCCGCAGGGGCGGCCGGGGUGGCGGCGGCGGGGGGCAACGGACCCCAGCCCGUCCCCAGCACCCCCGCCGCCGUCGCCUCCUCCUCCUCCUCCUCUUCCUCCAGCAAGGCCGCCUCCGGUUGCAGCCGCCAUCCCAGCCCGAGCAGCGAUCUGAAGGAAGAGCAGCCGCACCAACUUGACCCAAAUAACCCCGCCGCAAACUGGAUCCACGCCCGGUCCACGCGGAAAAAACGGUGCCCUUACACCAAAUUCCAAACCCUGGAACUGGAGAAAGAAUUCCUCUUUAACAUGUACCUCACCAGGGACCGCCGGUACGAAGUGGCCCGGAUUUUAAACCUGACCGAGAGGCAGGUCAAAAUAUGGUUUCAGAACCGGCGCAUGAAGAUGAAAAAGAUGAACAAAGAGAAAAGCGCUAAAGGGGACUAGCUGGUUUGGCUGUUUGGUGGUUGGUCUGUUUGUACGGAAUGUGUGUGGUGGGGUGUGUGUGUGUGUGUGUGUGUGUGUGUGUGUGUGUGUGUGUGUGUGUGUGUGUGUGAGUGAGUGAAUGCACUGGGGUUUCUCUCAUCGCGCGCACAUACGGCUAUCGAUAAUGAUUACUGUUAAUAUUAUUCUAUUUCCCCAGGUGCGUUGAGUCCGAACUUUAAAUGCUCGGGUUGUUGUUGUUGUUAUUAUUAUUAUUGUAUGGUAGCAGUGAAUGUGGUCCGUGUCAGGUAUUUUUUUUGGGAGAGGAAAGGGGGAGAGAGAGAGGUGUCUGCCUUGCUGGAGAAUGUAUUUUGAAGGGUUAUUCCAUGCCUCCCCAACUUCCUGUUUGGUUGCAAAAUAUGGUGGGUGCACGCUCCAGGGUUUUUUUUUUUUAAUCUAAAUAUUCAGUGUGGGACAUGUUUCUUCUAGGAGACCUAAUCUAGAACAAGCGAGCAAAGGGGUCUCCCCCCACCCUCUAAAAAACUAUUAAAGGCAAAGGCGACGACAAAGACAUUUAAUACUGACUCUAAUCCGGAUUCCUUUCACGGCAAUAGCGCUGUGAUCCAGGAUUCCUGAAAAGGAAAAAAAAGGAGUUGUUUCCUUCGGUAUAUUUUGUUUGCAAAGGACAAGGGGGGGACGUAAGAGGCAACCCCCCCUCCCUUCUUCGCGGCUACCUGAAGCAGGCCCCGAGCACCGCUUGCGACUACUGGCCCUUUUGGGGGCCCGCCCGUCCCGUCUCGCCAUCCCUGCGAUUCUACCUAAGGACAUUUCUGUUUUUGUAACGGUUAUAAUAAAAAUGGAUCGAAUCAA
This is a messenger RNA of Sphaerodactylus townsendi, 3094 nucleotides long. It is a transcript of the gene HOXD9, whose product is annotated as homeobox D9. Gene Ontology annotation, cellular component: nucleus. Gene Ontology annotation, molecular function: RNA polymerase II cis-regulatory region sequence-specific DNA binding; DNA-binding transcription factor activity, RNA polymerase II-specific. Gene Ontology annotation, biological process: regulation of transcription by RNA polymerase II; proximal/distal pattern formation; embryonic skeletal system morphogenesis. The record is from RefSeq and is a predicted model, not a curated record. Lineage: Eukaryota; Metazoa; Chordata; Lepidosauria; Squamata; Sphaerodactylidae.